Pediculus humanus corporis (human body louse) is the source of this 1215-nucleotide messenger RNA. Its product is annotated as RAB3A-interacting protein, putative. Bases 1 to 1215 code for a protein of 404 amino acids. Gene Ontology annotation, molecular function: guanyl-nucleotide exchange factor activity. Gene Ontology annotation, cellular component: Golgi to plasma membrane transport vesicle. The transcript is spliced from 7 exons. The record is from RefSeq and is a predicted model, not a curated record. NCBI's taxonomy places the organism in Eukaryota, Metazoa, Arthropoda, Insecta, Psocodea, Pediculidae. Gene Ontology annotation, biological process: exocytosis.
AUGACGACGACGACGACAACAGAUGAGGGAAAAAAAUUAUUUAACGGUAAAAAAAAUCACGACGCGAAUCCAGACGAAAUAGAUGGUGUAGUCGUCAUAGCGAAAAAACCCGCGACAACAUAUAAAAAAACAAUAGGAAAACCGGAAAUAGUUGUAAAUAAUUAUAAUUCGAACAUCGAUAUCUGUGAUAGUGAUGAUGUUAUCGUUGAAACAAACGGACAAAAUAAAACUGAUAGUGAAAGUUCGGAUUUAUCAUUCGAUAGAACACUAGCAGAUAGGAAAGAACAAGCUUUUGCUAAAUUACAAGAUGAAUUAGAAAAAGCUCACAUGAAAUUAAAAUUAAAAGAUGAAGAAGUUGCCAGAUUGACGAGAAUAAGAGAAGAUGUCGAAAGAGAACUCGAAGAACUCACCGCGAGUUUAUUCCAGGAAGCACACAAAAUGGUGAGCAAAGCCAAAGAAAAACAAGCAGCAGCGGAAAAAAGUUUAAUGGAAAGUCAAAUGAAAGUCGAUGUGCUCACGGCGGAAGUUGUUGCAUUGAAAACUUUGGUUCUAACAUCGACUCCGAGUCGUCCAAAUCCUCACCUGCAUCCUCAGAUAGGAAAAGAAGAAAAUAACGGAGGUACAGGUGUCAAUCUUUUCAACCGGAAACACAGGAGAUCACCAUCACAUUAUAAUUUAAAAUACGGACGAGAAAAUUCACCACCGGAUAGUCCGAUACAUGAUAAAAACAUGGCGAAUAAUGCCAACAACGCCGUGCCUCCUCAAACUUUAGAAAAUCGUGAUAUAUCCGAGGUGGAUCCGACAGUUCACAAAGAAUUUCUCAACUGGAGUUUAAAUUGCAAACUGGAUAAAACUGAUCCAUUUAUCGAUCGGAUUUACAGAGAGGAUAUAAAUUUAUGUUUAGAUUUUAGUAACAGAGAAUUAGCAGAACAAGUUCAAAAAGCCAUCGAAACGAGAAAUAUUUACAUAGAAGCACUUAAUGAUAAAUCCAAAACAAUAUUUCCAAGAAUGAAAUUGGGAGAUGAAGAUACGUGGUAUAACAUAUCGCAAAUGUGUAGAAAUCGGAUCAUUGCCGUUUGCGAUUUUAUUAAUUAUCUUCGAUACAUCGAAUUAGGACUCGUUAAAAGUUCAGCUCACGAUAUGUAUUGGGAAAUUAUGAGAUUGAAAAAAGAAAUGGUUUUAUCAAGAUUGGGUUUAUCGUUGCCAUCGUGUUAA